AUGAACGUGUACGAUGAGAUUUUCGACGCUACAAAAGUCUCACAUGCGUUAUUGGGCCGCCUGACGUCGGAGACAGACGAUCAGUUGGUAGUUGCAAGGUCGAAUGUACUCUCCGUCUUCAAAGCAGUCCAUGGAAAACUACUUCUAUGUCACGAGUUCAAGCUUCAUGGCCGUAUAACAGGUAUGGCCCUAGUGGAUCAGAUGCAAAGGCCCCUGCAAUGUUUGAUCUUGAGCACAGGUAGGGCCAAACUAUCGCUCGUUAGAUUCGACCCUCAUAAACCAAUGGGGAUGGAAACACUGAGCUUGCAUUACUACGAGACUGAAUUCUCCAAAAGGAGCUUGCUAGAACUUGCCCGGGAGUCUAAACUAAGAGUAGACCACGAAAGACGCUGUGUUCUUCUGUGCAACAAUGACAUGUUGGCGAUCUUACGGUUGGGGACAAACGAAGACGAGGAAGAGGACAAUGGUGCUGCUACUCUCCCGGUACCAAAAAAGCUAAAACUAGAGAACGGAAUGAGCUCCUCGCACCCAAUUGCUCAGAAAAGUAUUAUUCUGAAUGUCAGCGAGUUGAACUCUGACAUCAAGAACGUGAUGGACAUUCAAUUUUUGAACUCUUUUAACAAACCAACCUUGGCCGUGCUGUAUCAACCGCGACUGGCGUGGAGCGGAAAUGAAAAGGCGGUAUCGAAAACCUCGAUGAAGCUGAUAGCUAUUACCCUGGACAAUUCAAAAAACACCACUCUUUACCAGGUCAAGGGGAUACCACACGACGUUCACACGAUUGUUCCCUUGAACAGUUCGUGUGUUCUAGUAGGUAUCAACGAAAUAAUCUGCGUAGACAAUACGGGUUCGUUGCAAUCUACUGUUCUAUUGAACAGCUUUGCUGAAAAGCUGACUAGGUCGAAGCAAGUGGACAAGAGAUCUUUGGAAGUGAUGUUUGAGGAGCCUGUAACGUGGACAUCAGCCAUGGUGGCUAAAGACACAGAAAUUUUGAUGCUUAUGGACCACAAAGCUGAAAUGUAUUCGAUAAGCUUGAAAUCGGAGGGUAGGUUACUUUUGGACUUCUCUAUCGUCAAAUUACCCAUCACUAACGAAAUCUUUAAAUCUCAGCAUUUUCCAACCUGCAUAACUCCCCUAACAGGUGGAUUGAGUCUCAAAUCUUUUCAACUUUUCAUUGGUUUCUCAUCUGGUGAUGCAUUGCUGCUGAAGCUUAAUAACUUGCGUUCGGCAUUCGAAUCGCGGGAGACACGGGAGAUUGAAUUACAGCCCGAAGAAGAUGAUGAGUAUGCUUCCCUAUACGGCGAUGACGAAGGUAUUUCGAAGCCUUCUCCUGAAAAUAAAAUGUUAGUGGAUAUGGUUAUUCCAUUCGAUAUAGAAGUAACGGACCGUCUGCUCAACGUGGGGCCUAUAACAAACAUGGCUGUAGGAAAGGAUUCGUCAAUAGAAACCACAGUUCAAGGGCUUUCCAAUCCCAACAGAAAUGAGCUCGCCAUUGUUAGCACCUCCGGCAGUGGGAAUUUCUCUUGUUUGAAUGUUAUGGAACAAAGUGUUCGCCCUUUGGUUCAGCAAGCACUCAAAUUUACGUCAGUCACAAAAAUUUGGAAUCUGAAGAUAAGAAAGAAGGACAAGUAUCUGAUCACUACCGAUUCAGGUGCUGAUAAGACAGAUCUCUUCGAAAUUGGACAGAAGAUUACUUCGAUCAAGCCUCAGCACUUUAAAAGAAAUGUCACGACGGUGGAGAUCGCUGUUAUUGGACGAGGAAAACGAGUAGUGCAUGUUACUACAAAAGCUGUAUAUUUGUUCAAUCUAGGGUUCAAAAAGCUAAUGACAAUUAGUUUUGAUUUUGAGGUUGUCCAUGUUUCGAUUUUGGAUCCUUUUAUUCUUCUUACAAACUCCAAGGGUGAAAUCAAGAUAUAUGAGCUUGACUCGAAGCACAGAAACAAGUUGACGAAAGUUCGACUUCCUGAAGCUCUGGAAGAGAUGAUUAUAACUUCAGGUGUAAUCUUAAAGAGUAAUAUUUGCAACGAUUUUAUGCCGACGUUGGAAGAGUACGAAAAAGAUAAAGAACAACUUUUGUUCACCUUUGUAGCAGCAGACAAUCAAAUCAUCUUUUUCCCCAAAGACCAUCAUGAUCGAAUAUUCCAACUGAAUGGUGUGGAUAAUCUUGACGAAAUGCUAUUCAUUAGUACAUACCAGCUUCCAGAGGAAAUUGUUCCUGAUCCAUGUAUCAAGCAAGUUAUGAUUAACAGGCUGGGUAAGGAUGGCAAGGAAGAUUUUCUCACGAUCCUGACGUUUGGUGGUGAGCUGUACCUAUACAGAAAGUUGGGAAACAAAUUUUUCAAAGAGAUGCAGUCUAAUGAUCUACUUAUUACUGGUGCCCCUGGAAAUGCGUAUGCCAAGGGUGUUAGUUCAAUUGAGAGAAUUGCUCACUAUAUCCCGAAUUUUAAUGGCCAUUCGAUCAUUUUAGUCACCGGUAGUGUCCCAUACAUGAUAAUAAAGGAGGACGUCUCCAAACCCAAAAUAUUCAAAUUUGCCAACAUCCCAUUAGUGUCUCUUACUUCGUGGGGUGACAAUUCGGUUUUAUGUGUUGAUGAUAUCAAAAACGCUAGGAUUGUCACUUUAGACACGACCUUCUUUUAUGGCAAUAGACUGCCAGUGAAAAGGGUGAACAUAGAGGACGCAUUGUCCAAUUAUGGCAGCUUGAAUAACGUUGCCUAUCAUGAAAGAACCGGCAUGUACGUAGCCUCAUUCAACAAAAAAAUUGAGUAUGAAGCUAUCAGUGAAGACGGACAGAAGAUGGUUGGAUGUAACGAUAAUGUUAUUCAUGCUCAAGGGUUUGAAUCAGGCAUUCUCUUGAUUAACCCCAAGACGUGGAAUGUAAUUGACGUAUUGAGCUUCUCGAAAAACUCCCUCGUCAAUGACAUGAAAACAAUGUUGAUUCAAACGAACUCUAGGAUGAGGAGGAAACGUGAGUACUUGGUAGUGGGCAAUACUUUUGUGAGAGAUGAAGAUUUUGGCACGAUGGGAUCAUUUUAUCUCUACGACAUUACAGAGGUCGUGCCAGAACCUGGGAAACCUGACACGAAUUACAAGUUGAAGGAAAUUUUUCACGAGGAGUUCAGAGGUGCGGUUUCCAGCGUUUGUGAAGUUAGCGGGAGGUUCCUAAUUAGUCAAGGUCAAAAAGUUUUAAUUCGGGAUGUGCAAGAGGACAACUCGGUUGUCCCCGUUGCUUUCAUGGAUGUUCCAGUAUUUGUUACGGACGCCAAGAGUUACGGGAAUUUGUUGAUAAUCGGUGACGCUGCUCAAGAAUUUCAAUUUGUAGGCUUCGAUGCUGAGCCUUACAGGAUGAUUCCCCUCGGAAAGAGUGUUUCCGGCCUCGAGGUCAUGAGUUUAGAAUUUUUAGUAAACAAUGGGGAAGUCAAUUUCUUAGUUUCGGAUAGAAAUGACAUUCUGCAUGUUUUGAAAUAUGCGCCCGACGAACCGAAUUCGCUGUCUGGGCAAAAAUUGGUCCAUUGCUCAAGCUUCAAUUUACACAGCACCAACUCUUGCAUGAAACUUAUCCCAAAAAAAAACGAGUUCCCGCAAAACUUCACCCCUCCUCAAUUCCAAACUAUAGGAGCUAACGUCGACGGUUCUAUUUUCAAAGUGGUUCCAUUGAGCGAAAGCGUAUAUCGACGACUAUACGUGGUGCAACAGCAUUUGAUAGAAAAAGAAAUUCAAUUGUGUGGAUUAAAUCCUAAGAUGGAGCGUUUGGAUAAUCGCUUCUAUACACUGGGACACGCUUUGAGACCAAUGUUGGAUUUCACGAUUAUCAAAGGGUUUAGUUCCUUGCCUAUAAACAAAAGAAAACAGGUAGCUGCAAAGGCGGGGCGUCAAGCUGACUUUGAGAUAUGGAGGGAUUUGAUUGGUGUUGAGUAUUCAAUGCACUCCCUCUGUUCUUAA
Messenger RNA from Lachancea dasiensis, 3942 nucleotides. The record is from the annotation of a GenBank genome assembly. NCBI's taxonomy places the organism in Eukaryota, Fungi, Ascomycota, Saccharomycetes, Saccharomycetales, Saccharomycetaceae.